Phytomonas sp. EM1 is the source of this 1830-nucleotide messenger RNA. The record is from the annotation of a GenBank genome assembly. NCBI's taxonomy places the organism in Eukaryota, Euglenozoa, Kinetoplastea, Trypanosomatida, Trypanosomatidae.
AUGAAUGAAUCACAUACGAACGAAAAAGAGCUUACUUCAGAGUACAAGCUCGAGCCAACACGGAAGGCUGUUGAAACUCUUCAGGCUCAAGUACAGCUGCUGACCAUGCGUGUAGAAUUGCUGGAGAGGCAGAUGGUGGGGACAGCGCAACAAAAUCAAACCUCUCCUAUGACGUUUGCUCCUUCCGCUCAGGUGGCAAUGCCCACCGCUUCAAAUGUUAUGCCAUCCAGGAUGUAUUAUUGGGCUCAAGGGUUUCCCAACGCGAACGGGUUUGGUAUGACUGAGGAGGAUCAAUACAACCCCAACGGGAGCCCUAGUGCACGGCAAGUAGAAGAGAGUCUUAACAGACUUGGUAUUCUUCCCGCACUUGGUAUAAAGCAACAGCAGCUUUCAAUGCUCAUGGCUCAGAAACAGCGUGAUGACGCUAUAUUAGCCAUGUUACAGGGACAGAGCACUCCUGCAGUAACUCCCACCGCCUUGGGAUCAGGGUUAUAUCCCUCUCCGACAUCCGCAAUCCAACAGCAAGCAAUCAAUGCGGAGGGAAUGCCGUUUCACAGUCCUUUUGCCACGCCGGCUCAAGGUAUGGCCUUCGCAAAUACCAACGCUGUACCCGGUGCUGGCGAUCCACGCUUAUUUUCCCCAACUUCCACUAUGCCCAAUACAGGUAUAAAUAGUAUUUUCAAUCCGAUCACAUCACAAGCUCUAUCUACUACGAUAACUCUGGACCCUGGUCGAGCCACCAACGAAUCCCUCGAGCAGGCUUGUCAGCAGCCAUGGAUAAAGGAACUUUGCUUAAAGGGCUGCAAAAACCUUUCAAACCUCAACCAAUUGUCUCAAUUGCGUAAUCUAUGGAAGCUGAAUCUUCAGGGAUGCACACAGUUUGUCGACGACUCUACCGUCAAGUUAAUCAGCACAUACAAUAAGCGUCUCAGCCGGCUUAACCUCUGCGGCUGCGAGCUCAUUACGGACGCGUCUCCACUUUCGCAACUUUCUUUUCUUUUCGAUUUGAACCUAUCCGGCUGUCAAAUUGGCAACGAGAGUCUGAUUGCGAUUGCUGGCGGCUGCAGUCAGCUUAGCCGACUUGCCAUUAACAGCUGCCCCAAAAUUACUAACAUUUCCUGUGUUGGGAAACUGAGGGAGUUGAAGCUGCUGUACUGCCGCUACUCGGGCAAUAUCGCGCCCGAAAGCGUCACGGAGGUCAUGAAGCAAAUCGGCAAUGGGCUGCUGACCCUCAACGUGGACGGGUUUAAAUUCGAGGACCUCGACGUCUCACAGUUCCCGGCUGUGACAACACUCAAGAAUUUCAACCUCAAGGACAACGUUGAAGUGGUUUCCCUGGCGUGGUUAACCUCCGCUGAAGGGGCUAGUAAGAAAUUUGGUGCGCUUGAGAUGUUGGAUGUCGAAGGCUGUGCUAAUCUUAUCAAGCUCGGCGAUCUUUCAGUGCUUCCUUCUCUCAAGGUACUCCGUCUGAGUCAUACGGCAAUCGAUCAAUCAGAGCUGUUAACGCUCAACGCUUGCAAAUCCCUUACUGCGCUUUACAUUGAGGGCUGCCAACGGGUGCAACAGCUAAGUUCCUUGGUACAUUUACCCUCUUUAAGUAAAGUCGUGAUUGACCAUAAGCUUGCUGGAGGAACUACAUCAACAGUUAAUGGAAUCCAAGAUCUGUCUGCACGAGGAGUGGAAGUGGUGGUGGCCAACAAUGCUGUGAACCCUGGGCAUCGCAGUGGGCAAAAUGUUGCACAUUCUAACCAAUCACCGGCACUUUCCCCGACAAAUUCUUACAUUCCUCCAAUCCCAAGCGCAGCUCCUGGGGGUAAGGUCUCUCCGUAA